AUGUCCACCGCUGUAUGGCCGCCCAUCGAUGAUGCCCGUCUCGCUGAUGAGCAGGCGGCGUCGCAAGCGCGAGAGCUUGAAUGGCUGCUUGUGCAGCUCCGUGAGACGCUGCAGUCGCUCAAGGCAGGCCUGGAAGAGUGCGCUGCUCUGCUUGCACCUUCAGAAAACGGCUCAACACUUGUGCUGACUUCGGUGCGCUCCGAGAAUCUCAAGGGCCUCAUUACGCGCAUUGGCACGCGCAUCACCAAAGGCAAUGUCAAGCUCCGUCUGGCAAGCCUCCCACCACCCAAAGGCUCUCUGACCUACGACCUCGCCAUAUCUUCUGCACCGCACGCGCCUACACUCGUCGUGCCCCAGCUUACUGCAAUUCGAACGUCCAUCAACAGCUGCCUCGACGUCAUCGACGUGGCUACCUGGGGAGGCGAUGCUACCAACGCCAAUUUUGUCUCUGGCCAACUGCAGCUGCUACACGACCAUAUUCUGGAGGCGCAAGCCGCAUUGAAAGGCUACUCAGACGUGCAGCCGCCGUGGUGGGAGAAUCCUGUAGAUGACAAGACCUUCGACCCCCCACUGCCAGCGAACGUGUCUUUCCAUCUGUUCGUCUUCGAUGCCGCCCUUGUGCUCGAAAUCCGCACUCUCGAACCACAUAACGCUGGGGACAGCACAUCGCUCACCGGCUUCAGCAUUCGCAACACCUUUGCAUCCGCGCUCGGCGGUGCAAGAGCACCUGCACACGAUGAAGCCGAUCGUACAUUCAAAUACAAGGACCACGACGUUCGCGUCAAAGAAAAGAUCCGGGUAGAGAGCCAAGACCCCGCUCUGAUCUCCGCCUCAGCAAAACUUAACGCUCUUGGACACAGUGUAAUGUUGAGCCGAAAAGCGCUCAACAUUGUAAUGGGCCGCGACGAGCAAAUAGACUAA
Molecule: messenger RNA, 921 nt
Organism: Alternaria arborescens
Lineage: Eukaryota; Fungi; Ascomycota; Dothideomycetes; Pleosporales; Pleosporaceae
Exons: 3
Coding region: 1-921 (306 amino acids)
Cellular component (GO): RAVE complex
Source: RefSeq, a predicted model, not a curated record